AUGUCUUCAUCAGGAUUCUCACCAGCGCCACCACCAGUGUUCAAUAGAGAAGGCUACCACAUAUGGGAGAUUAUCAACUCAGAAGCUAAACCAGCACCUCUAAGAGCCAAUCCAACAGUGGCUCAGAUCAGACAACAUUCAAAUGAAAGAACCAAAAGGUACAAAGCCAUGUCAUGUAUUCAGAACAGUGUGUCUGAUGUGAUUUUCACAAGAAUCAUGGCUUGUGAGUCACCAAAGCAGGCCUGGGAUAAGUUAAAGGAGAAGUUCCAAGGGACUGAACGAACAAGGCAGCAACAACUACUGAAUUUAAGAAGGGACUUUGAAAACUUGAAGAUGAAAGAGGAAGAAACAGUGAAGCAAUACUCAGACAGAAUCAUGGUUGUAGUAAACAGCAUAAGGCUACUUGGAGAACAAUUUAGUGAAGUAAGAUUUGUGGAGAAGAGAAAAGGAAAGCAAGUAGACUGGAGGAGCAUUAAGAAGGUGCCUUCCAAGCCAAAACCAGACCAGCCACAAACUCCUUUGCCUACAAGGGAAAGAAAACCUGAAAAGAUAAGCCUAAAACAGAUGGUGCAAGAAAAUAUCCAAAUUGCCCACACUAGGCCAAAUCAACCUCAAAAGCUAAUAGCUGAAGCUCGAAUAGCAGAAGAAGGCAGUGACAAAGAAGAGCAAGUCUUUACAGUUUCUUGCUCAGCUGCCAAAAGAAAAGCCACAAAAGGGUGGCUAAUUGACAGUGGCUGUACAAACCACAUGACCCCUAAUGCUGCUAUCUUCAAGUCAAUAGACAAAAGCUUCAAAACAAGGGUGAAGGUUGGAAAUGGACACUACAUCAAGGCAGAAGGCAAAGGAGAUGUGUUGAUUGACACUCCUACAGUUACUAAACUUGUUUCAAAUGUAGUUUUAGUGCUUGAAAUAGAUAAAAUCCUGCUUAGUAUAGCUCAGUCGCUAGAAAAGGGCUACUCUGUGGUGUUCAAAGGCAAGAAGUGCCUAAUUAGUGAUCCAAAUGGAUCCAAGCUCAUGACAGUGACCAUGGCUGACAAGAGCUUUGUGAUGGACUAG
Messenger RNA from Gossypium arboreum, 1056 nucleotides. RefSeq lists its product as uncharacterized. The record is from RefSeq and is a predicted model, not a curated record. The coding region runs from base 1 to 1056 and encodes 351 amino acids. NCBI's taxonomy places the organism in Eukaryota, Viridiplantae, Streptophyta, Magnoliopsida, Malvales, Malvaceae. The transcript is spliced from 3 exons.